AUGGCACCCCCGGGUAGGCGCACUCGCGGCGCAAAGCGAGAGAUUCAGGAACAGUCGGACACGCCCGAAGCAAUCAACACCCCGACCAGGAAGCGAAGAAAGGUCAACGCUGCCGCCCCUGCUCCACCGCCCGAUUCUCGAGUCCCGACCCGGCCGCCGUCUGCGCAGAGCGAUAGGACCGUCGGCAGCGACGACGAACGUGAAUAUGGAGGAAAAAUGACCACCGAGGAACUGCUCACGACCGUCGUCCCGCACCUGCGCAUCGCCAGUUACGUCACCAACGCCCAGAUCGAACUUUCAAAUGACCUGCAGAAGCGCGAUCCGAUCAUUGCCCAGAGAGGAAGCACCGAAGCUUAUGCCAAGAUCGAGGGUCACGCCUGGGUUUAUUUCGCAAAGUCCACCCAGAUCAUCAUUGGAAGGGGAGAGCAUGGAUAUUCGGCGAGCGCGUCAAAUGGCAACAAUGCAUCGAGUCAACAAAAUGGGCUUGGGAUAGUGUUUGGCGCAAACCAGCCGACGUCGAGCACACAAGUAAACAUUGACCUGGGCCCCGAUAAACAAGUCUCGAGAAUCCACGCCUGGAUCGAAUACGAAUCCGACCAAGGACAUUGGUUUAUUAUAGUCAACGGCCGGAACGGAUUGAAGCUGGACGAUCGCACGCUCACGCGAGGGGAGAAAAAUAAGCUGCACUCUGGGUCCGUCAUCAACGUUUGCGGGACGGAUAUGAUUUUUGUUUGCCCUGGCGAGGAGCUGUACAUCCAUCCUUCCAUCAUGGCACGGGCCAAGAACAGCGAUGAAGAAGGCCAGGAGGAAGACUCGUACCACGGCAUGAACAAUGGAUACGGCAAGUCCGCGGAUUCACGUGGCCAACCCCCAACGGGCAAUCAAAACCAGUCCAACAGCCGCCAAACUGGACACGCACCUGGUCAAACGCAGCUGGCGCCAACCUCGACUCCUGCCGGGCCUAUUCUGCCCAAUACGCCAAUGCCGUCUCGCACCAAGGCGCAGCAAUCAUCCCCAAAGGUAAAAACUUCUCCCGCAACGGUAUCCGGCGCAUACUCGCGAGGCGUCAUGCUCGAGAGCACCGAACAAAUAGACUACAGCGCAGACUCGGCCAAAGAUUUGAAGCCACCCCACAGCUACGCGCAGCUCAUCGGACAAGCCAUCAUGGCAUCUCCGGAGGAACAGCUUACAUUGGCCAAUAUCUACGAAUACAUCAAGACCCACUAUGCCUUUUACCGGUUCAAUGGCGGAGGAUGGCAAAAUUCGAUCCGCCACAACCUGUCACUCAGCAAGCACUUUGAAAAGGUCGCCCGCCGCACGGACGAGCCUGGAAAAGGCAUGAAGUGGCGUCUAGUCCCUGAUGAACGUGACGCUUUCCUCAAAAAGGGAAUCCACACUCGAAAGACCAGAAUGGCAUCGUCUGGGCCGAAUUCGCCUGCGAUCAAUCAAAAUUCACCCGCAAUUGCUCAAGCAGCCGAGCGCCUGCAGGGGGCCGUCACCAACGAACUAACCACUCCCCAGCCUAACAAGUUCCGUGUCAAAGAAUCACCGCGCUCCGUGACACCUCCGUUGACCAGCUACCCCACAGCCAACGAAUCCUACACGCCCGAUCGUGGCCCCCAGCCUCCGAGAAAUAAACCCCAGCUCAGCAACCAAAUCUUCACUCCCGUAAAUGACCGCAAGCACGAUGCUUCUCAAUUCGCCAAUGUCCGUGAAGCCACUUUUGGCAGACCCAUUGAAAACUCCACCCUCGCUAGCAACAUUGCGGCAGCAGAGAGCAAGGACCACGAGACUGCUCCCACUCCUGCUCCCCCUCGUUCUUCCGUCGACAUUGAAUAUUCACCCCCUACGACCAAUGGGUACAAGUCGACCGCGCUGAACGAUAUGCCCGAACCCACGGCUCUGGGGCUCGUCACACCGUUGAUCGCUAAGAACCGACCGCACCUCGCACCCCCGAGUACCGCUAAGAUGCCUAGUCAAUUUUGCUAUCUUAGCUCCCCCGCUCCUUUCUGGAAGUACGCCGAUCUCGGGUCGACGCCAGCUCGCGGGUACAACGACUUCAGCCCCAUCAAAGAGCCCAAGCCGCUGCAUCUUUUGCCCGUCGACGACGAUGAUGAUGAGGAUGAGGAUGAGGAGAAGGAAGACCACGAGGAAGAGGACAAUGGUGCUGAAGCCGUGCAACCCAGCUCUCCCCCCGUCGUGCUGGGCGAUACGGCCAGCCGCAGUCGUGAAGGCUCCAACUCUGGCGAAGGUUCGCAGGAGCCGACGACGCCAACGAGACCGAGCAGCCGUAGGUUCAACACGGCCGAGGAAGAGGCCGUCAAGAAACAAUUGCCCACCCAACUCGACGCGGGUAUCGAGGACAAGGAGGACGACGAGGGCAUUGACUUGAUGAAGGGAUUCCAAAACAUUGGCAGCUUCCAUCGUGGCCUAAACCAAAGCUUUAUCCGCCGCGCCUAA
Molecule: messenger RNA, 2460 nt
Organism: Aplosporella prunicola CBS 121167
Lineage: Eukaryota; Fungi; Ascomycota; Dothideomycetes; Botryosphaeriales; Aplosporellaceae
Exons: 3
Coding region: 1-2460 (819 amino acids)
Biological process (GO): regulation of transcription by RNA polymerase II
Molecular function (GO): protein binding; DNA-binding transcription factor activity, RNA polymerase II-specific; RNA polymerase II cis-regulatory region sequence-specific DNA binding
Source: RefSeq, a predicted model, not a curated record